AUGGGUUGGUUUUGGGGCAGCAAUAAUGAUCCUGUCCAGAAGUUGGAUCCAGGGCUUCGUGACUAUCUCGAGCAGGAAAAGCCCGACAAGUAUGUGCCUGGACCCGAUGUGAAGCCGCCUACGCCUGCGCAAGCAUCUGAAACUACCGAAUCCUCCAAACCGAAAGUCCCUGCAGCAUCACUCUUCCCAGAUGGCCGUUACGCUGAUCUAUGGAAAACCUACAAGCCGCCCGCGGACAACGACGAACAAAACGGAGUCCGCGGGGCAUCCCGAGUGAUUGAAAAGCAUAAGGAGCGCGGAGAUACAGUGCAACGAGCAGCAAUGGAGAACUGUGCCCUAGAGCAAGAAGCUCUGACCUAUUGCUUCCAGACCGGCAACUGGCGCAAGCAAAUCGAAUCCCGGUUGACGAUGUGCUCUGCGGAGAAUUCCACUUUUUCGCGAUGCUUCAUGACCCAGACUAAAUUCCUCCAAGCCCUUGGCUACGCAGCUAGCUUCGAUUACGACGCCGAGAAAGAGGAGCGCAUCCAAAUGCAUGCGGACAAACUCUACCACCAGAUGCUAGAUUAUGAAAAGCGAGUCAAGGAGGCCAAGGCUGCCGGCCUUGAGCCACCACCCAUCACGUCGCUUUUCAACCCAGAGAAGCCGUCGGCAGCUCCGGCACAAGGUGUCGAAAUUCCAGGAGGGGAGCCCAUCCCGGAAGGAUUCAAACCGUCGAAGCCCCUACAAAAGCUUACGCCGCAUGAGCGAGAGCUGGAGAUCAGGGCACACUAUGCGCAGUUGGAGCAGCAGAAGCUUUAUGUGGAGGAGGCAGGGCCCUUCAUGAAGACUCAAGGCGAUGCUCGGCAGAAGCGACAGGAGAAAGCUGUCAGUUGGUUUGGAGAGACGAUUGGCAGAUGGAUAUCAUAG
Molecule: messenger RNA, 906 nt
Organism: Penicillium bovifimosum
Lineage: Eukaryota; Fungi; Ascomycota; Eurotiomycetes; Eurotiales; Aspergillaceae
Exons: 2
Coding region: 1-906 (301 amino acids)
Source: RefSeq, a predicted model, not a curated record